AUGAUCUCCGACGCGGUCAGGGAGGCAUUUAUGGAGGUCGAUGAGGAGGCACCAGGCGGUUGGCAGGGCUGGCGGAUGUGGGACGAGAUGGUCAGGGAUAAUGCAUCCGGUGUUGAUACCCCUGACUUGGGCUCUCGCAUACACGAACAAAGCUACGGUGGAACGAGCUGGGAGUGCUAUGCACAUACUUAUAACUUGGAUCCUGUUCAAGAUGCAGUCAUGCAGACAAUGAGUUGUGGGGAAAUGGAUGACAGCAGCUGGAAUUACAGGGCUUAG
This is a messenger RNA of Aureobasidium musti, 276 nucleotides long. NCBI's taxonomy places the organism in Eukaryota, Fungi, Ascomycota, Dothideomycetes, Dothideales, Saccotheciaceae. The record is from the annotation of a GenBank genome assembly.